Molecule: messenger RNA, 1726 nt
Organism: Helianthus annuus (common sunflower)
Lineage: Eukaryota; Viridiplantae; Streptophyta; Magnoliopsida; Asterales; Asteraceae
Product: carbamoyl-phosphate synthase small chain, chloroplastic
Exons: 10
Coding region: 223-1494 (423 amino acids)
Biological process (GO): L-arginine biosynthetic process; L-glutamine metabolic process; 'de novo' pyrimidine nucleobase biosynthetic process
Cellular component (GO): cytoplasm; carbamoyl-phosphate synthase complex
Molecular function (GO): carbamoyl-phosphate synthase (glutamine-hydrolyzing) activity
Source: RefSeq, a predicted model, not a curated record
UCAAUAUAUGAAACCUCUUUUACAUAAUCCGUCACUUGACGCUUCCUCACAAGGGGCUUUAUAUACGCUUUAUUAUUAACGCAGAACCCUAGUACACUCCAUCAUCUAGCCCUGAGCCGCCACAGCAUCGAUCAUCACUACUGAAGCUAUAAUCGGUCGGUAUCUGGUGCUAUUAAUUGUUUAAGGUUUACGGAUUAACAGUCAAUUUACAUAUAGAAGAAAAUGGCAACCAAUGCAAUGUAUCUUUCUGUUAUUAAUCGGCCUUUAGUUGCAAAUCCCAAUUCACUUCGAGUUAGAUCAUUUACCGUCAGAUGCUCCACUGGUUCUGUCUCCACCGGUGCUUCUGUUGCUGCUCCUUGGAAGCUUGCGGAUGCUAGACUCGUGCUCGAAGAUGGAUCCGUUUGGAAAGCCAAGUCAUUCGGUGCUUCCGGGACUCAAGUUGGUGAAGUUGUAUUCAAUACUUCAUUAACGGGGUAUCAAGAAAUUCUUACAGACCCGAGCUAUGCAGGCCAGUUUGUUUUGAUGACAAAUCCACACAUUGGCAAUACCGGGGUUAAUAUAGAUGAUGAAGAAUCAAUAAAGUGCUUCCUUGCCGGUUUGAUAAUUAGAAGCUUGAGUAUUAGCACUUCGAACUAUAGAUGCACGGAAUCGCUUUCUGACUAUUUGUUGAAAAGGAACAUCAUGGGAAUAUAUGACGUUGAUACUCGUGCGAUUACUCGCCGGUUACGAGAAGAUGGAAGCCUGAUUGGUGUCUUGAGCACAGAAGAGUCAAAAACCGAUGAAGAACUUUUGGAGAUGUCCCGCACAUGGGAUAUUGUUGGCGUGGAUUUAAUUUCUAACGUCUCUUGUAAGCAGCCUUAUGAAUGGGUUGAAAAGACCGGUUCGGAAUGGGAUUUUAACUCCAAUCGAAGACACGAGGAGACUUUCCAUGUGGUGGCGUAUGAUUUUGGUAUCAAGCACAACAUACUGAGGCGGCUGGCGUCUUACGGGUGCAAAAUAACCGUUGUUCCGUCAACAUGGCCUGCGGCUGAGACUCUUAAAAUGAAACCAGAUGGAGUUCUUUUCAGCAAUGGGCCAGGUGAUCCGUCUGCGGUUCCUUAUGCUGUCGAGACCGUGAAGGAGAUUAUCGGCAAGGUUCCGAUAUUCGGAAUUUGCAUGGGACAUCAGUUGCUCGGCCAGGCCUUGGGUGGGAAAACGUACAAAAUGAAGUUCGGUCAUCAUGGUGGAAAUCAUCCUGUUCGCAACCUUAGAAACGGAAGUGUUGAGAUUAGCGCACAGAAUCACAAUUAUGCGGUUGACCCAGAGUCACUUCCGAGUGGGGUGGAAGUAACACACGUGAAUCUCAAUGACGGAAGCUGUGCGGGUCUCGCCUUUCCUCAGCGAAAGCUGAUGUCUCUUCAGUACCAUCCUGAAGCAUCUCCUGGACCUCAUGAUUCGGACCUCGUGUUUGAUCAUUUUGUGGAGCUAAUGAGAAAAGAAAAGCAACAUUCGUGAUGCAAAUAGGUCGGGAUUAAAAGAAUUUGUACUGAACGAGGCGCAUGUAGCUACUAGUUAGUUGACAUCAAGAAUGUUAAGAAUGUUUUGUUUUUCCGAGAUGCGUUAUGUGUUUUAUGCUAGCUGGGUCUGGCUUGUAUUGGUCUAGACCAUAGACCAGUUUGGUUUGGGUGUUUGCUGCUUGAAAAGCCUUUACAUAUAAGUUGUUUUCAAUGUUUGGUUAAUUGGUUUU